Molecule: messenger RNA, 838 nt
Organism: Lacerta agilis (Sand lizard)
Lineage: Eukaryota; Metazoa; Chordata; Lepidosauria; Squamata; Lacertidae
Gene: UNC119
Product: unc-119 lipid binding chaperone
Exons: 5
Coding region: 218-655 (145 amino acids)
Biological process (GO): positive regulation of protein tyrosine kinase activity; nervous system development; negative regulation of caveolin-mediated endocytosis
Cellular component (GO): spindle midzone; centrosome; intercellular bridge
Molecular function (GO): lipid binding
Source: RefSeq, a predicted model, not a curated record
GAAGGGCAGCGGCGCCGGAGGAGGAGGCGCGCCUGGGGCCGGCGCUGGCGGAGGAGCCGCCGCCGCCGCCGCCGCUUGCACCGAGGAGGAACUGCUGCGCAAAGCCGCCAUCAGCCCCGAGGACGUGCUGGGGCUCCCCAAGAUCACCUCCGACUACCUCUGCACCCCAGAGGAGAACGUCUACAAGAUAGAUUUCACUCGGUUCAAAAUCCGAGACAUGGAGUCGGGCACGGUGCUGUUUGAAAUCACCAAGCCACCGGCUUCAGAGCGAGAGCACAGUGACAAGAAGGACGUCGACCCCAACGCCGGGCGCUUCGUGCGCUACCAAUUCACACCGGCGUUUCUGCGGCUGCGUCAGGUUGGAGCCACGGUGGAGUUCACCGUGGGCGACAAGCCCAUCAAUAACUUCCGCAUGAUCGAGAGGCAUUACUUCCGGGACCAGCUGCUGAAGAGUUUCGAUUUCGAGUUCGGGUUCUGCAUCCCCAGCAGCAAAAACACCUGCGAGCACAUCUACGAGUUCCCCCAGCUCUCCGAAGACCUCAUUCAGGAGAUGAUCCUGCACCCCUACGAGACCCAGUCAGACAGUUUCUACUUUGUGGAUAGCAAGCUGGUGAUGCACAACAAAGCGGAUUAUUCCUACAGCGGGGGACCCUGACGCGCAGCCCGCAGGCGCCUUCCCCGCAAAUUCCUGUAGAAAUGGGUCCGGGUUUCCGCCGGCCUGCGUUGGCAUGGAGAGCCAGGAUCCGAGGACCCUGCCAGGAGCUGGAGUUUCGGGACUAAAAUUAGCUGAAGUCGUUAACUGUUCCUUGAGCUGUCGAGGCAACCCCCACCCCCCCAC